Messenger RNA from Jaculus jaculus (lesser Egyptian jerboa), 1179 nucleotides. Its product is annotated as melanoma-associated antigen B2-like. Gene Ontology annotation, cellular component: nucleus. The record is from RefSeq and is a predicted model, not a curated record. Lineage: Eukaryota; Metazoa; Chordata; Mammalia; Rodentia; Dipodidae. Gene Ontology annotation, biological process: negative regulation of transcription by RNA polymerase II. The coding region runs from base 85 to 1179 and encodes 364 amino acids. The transcript has a single exon.
GGUUGUCAUUCUCCCCCCUCCAGAUUCGUGUCUUGCCAGCUCUUCUGCCCAAACUCUUGCCUGCUUUCCCUGAGUGAAGUCAUCAUGCCUAGGGGCCAGAAGAGUAAGAGUCGCUCCCGUGCCAAACGUCAUCAGGCACGUGGUGACAGCCAGGAACCCCUGGAUGUUCACUCCACUGCAGAGGAGGAAGCAGCAUCUCCACCUGUUAGUCAGGGCAAUCCCCCCAGGGCUCCUGAUGUCAGCACUUCCCAGGGCAAUCCUCUCUACUCCCCUGAUGCCUGCAUUUCCCAGGAAUCUCAGGGGAUAGCAACCUGUGGGUCUCCUGAUGCAGGUGUUUCUAGCAUAGCCUCUGGUGUAGGUGCUGAAGGUUCUGAUGCUGAUACUGAGAGAUCCGUUGUUCAUGCUGAAAAGAAAAUCUCAAAUCCUUCCCAGGCAGCAGCCUCCACUCAUCCCACACAUAAAGAUCCUUUUAUGAAGAAGACCGGUAUGUUGGUAGAGUUCCUGCUGGACAAGUUUAAGAUGAAAGAGCCUGUAACACAGGAUGAAAUGCUGAAGAUAGUAAACAAGAAGUACAAGCAGCACUUCUCUGAGAUCCUCAGGAGAGUCUCUGCACGCUUAGAGUUGGUCUUUGGCCUUGAAUUGAAAGAAGUAGAUCCUAACACUCACUCCUAUGUCCUUGUAGGCAAGCUGGGUCUUUCCACUGAGGGAAGUCUGAUUGGCAUUUGGGGGUUGCCCAAGACAGGUCUCCUGAUGCUCAUUCUGGGUGUCAUUUUCAUGAAGGGCAACCGUGCUACUGAGCAAGAAAUCUGGCAGUUCCUAAAUGGGAUGGGGAUACGUGCUGGGAAGAAGCACUUAAUCUAUGGGGAUCCCGGGGAAUUCAUAACCAAAGAUCUAGUGCAAGAAAAUUACCUAGAAUACUGCCAGGUGCCUGGUAGUGACCCCCCAUGCUAUGAAUUCAUAUGGGGCCCCAGAGCCCAUGCUGAAACUACCAAGAUGAAAGUCCUGGAACUUUUAGCAAAGAUCAAUGGUACUACUGCUAGUGCCUUCCCCAAUCUGUAUAAGUUGGCUCUGAGAGAUCAGGCAAAGGGAGAAGGAAGGAGCAUUGCAGCUCAUGCUGGCACUGUUGGCAAGGCCAGGGUUCAUCCCAAGGCCACCUCCAACAUCUCAUCCCACAAAUAG